This is a messenger RNA of Aspergillus piperis CBS 112811, 798 nucleotides long. RefSeq lists its product as uncharacterized. The transcript is spliced from 6 exons. Lineage: Eukaryota; Fungi; Ascomycota; Eurotiomycetes; Eurotiales; Aspergillaceae. Bases 52 to 798 code for a protein of 248 amino acids. The record is from RefSeq and is a predicted model, not a curated record.
AGUGAAACCUGUCAAUCAUGGAUAUCGCUUUAGAUACAACAGGUUGAAGCCAUGUCGAAAAGAGGUUCCAUUCAUUCCUAUUUGCAUCCGUCGAUUGAGCAUUUGCCCCUGCAGAAUAGUCCUGUCUGCUAUGUUGCAAAGCCAAUUGAAAGCAGGUUCUGGACGCACAUGAGCACAGCAGUAUGGGGUGCUAGCAGAAGCACCAGAGGUCUCGGAGCAAGAGUACUCGCCGUCGCCGCACUCUUCAUUGCAAAGGUUAAGGGUGGCGUAGCAGUUAAGGGCAGCAGCCUAGCUGAUAAGGCCGAGGGCCAGAAGAAUGGUGGAGAACUGAAACUGCAUCUUCAGGGCUGGAAUUCAAUGAUUAAACCGGGAUUGACUUGUUUAGGAUGUUGUAUUUGUGGUGACCACGCUAUGCUCAGAGGCAAGCGAGCUCCAGUCCACAUAGAUGAAGACGAAAGACACCUUCUGAUUACGAAGCGCCCCGCGCUUGAAUACAAGCCUCUGAAGGGUCGUUUACUGAGAAUGGACCGGAUGAGACCUUUGCAUUAUGCCUGCAAGGAUGGUCAUAAAGAAGUGGCCAAGAUCCUAAAAGCUGAUCUUGACGCAGAAUCCGCGACUGGACAUAUGCCACUAUGUCAUUUCAGCAUCAAUAAUGAACUGGAGACAGCCAAGAAGCUGAGUGCCGAAGCUUGCUUGGGCCAUCUCUGUGGCACUGAUGCUGAUCGAGAACAAUGUCGAUGCAUGGACAAGCAUUGUGCCAACGCCUUCCUGAGCGAUGUUAGUGUUGACAUUCUCUAA